AUGGAUAUCAACGCACAACAAACGAAAAUUCCAUCAAGAGAAAAACUUGGUGACCGUCUUCAAAAGGCCUCAUCGCUGUUGUCUGUUGCAGCCAUUCUGAUGACGGUUACUCUCUUUGCAAGAACGGAGACAAACACAAAAAUGCUGGAUUCAAAAUUUACGCUGAAAAUUCAAGAAAUGGGAGAUGCUCUCGAAUCUGUGAGGGCUGCUUGCCAAGCUCUUCGUAAAGACUCAGAAAUUUCCGGCGGUAGGUCAUUAAGUAGAAAAUUUUCUUAACAACUGCGCGUCCCUUGAACUCGACAAUAAGCGCCACUUAAACGGGUUGGUUGGCGUGGUUGUACUGGAUUCAUACGUAAGCAAGCCUAGCGCAUUAGGUUGCGACUGCUUUAAGUCAAAGCAAAUAGUAGAUAACCAAGUCCAUUCGUUUGAUAGACUUAAGAAAAUCCAUCUAAUAAAGAGUUUGUGAGUAUGACAUUCAUUAGCCUAUGAACAACUUUAAUGCAUUCGGGCAUUUCCCUUGAAUGCGAUAUAUUGAGAGAAGUUUUGACAACACAGAUUUGACCUUGAAUCAGAAACUUGACCUCUUUAAGGAAACAUGUCACGACCGCCUAUUGUACUUAUCUUUCAAUAGAUACAUACAACGGAUCAGUGGCUUCUCUUCGACUCGUCGUCUGCCGAAAAGGAUCUAAACAAAAAAAUUUCUGAACCAAAUACGUGGCAAAGAUCAUGAAACGGGAAGCACUAUGAGCAGCUUAAAUCUGAUAUAAUCAAUGUUGAAAAAAAAAAAACGAAAACAAAAACGAUUAACCCUUGCAGUUUUCUUUAGGUAUGAAACACGACGUCAAAAUUGUUCGUCGCAGCUUAAAUAUCAACCGGAGCGACUCAGUUAAUCAAGCAGAAGCCGACACUGGUUUCAGGAAGUACAUGACCUCCAUUGUAACUGAGUCCAUAGGGACCUACUGCCUCUCCCCUGGUAAAGUCUGUGUGGCAGGGCCUCGGGGGCCAAAGGGAAUUCCUGGAAAUCGCGGUAAACGAGGUCCAAGGGGAUCUAUGGGAAAAAAGGGAGGGAAAGGCAUAACAGGAUCACCAGGCAAAUCUGGAAAGCAAGGAAUUAAAGGAGACGUUGGAAAUCCUGGAAUGAAGGGAGAAAAGGGUAUGAAUCAAGAGCUAUUGACACUUUAUUUCUGUCUUUCCUUAUUCAUAAUGGUCAUUGUCAUUAGGAACAAAACGAGAGGAAAUUUUGCUGGAAUCGAAAAGCACAAUUGCAAGAUUGAAACCAAGAGAUCAUAAGCAUCUCUUGAUUGAGACAAAUUGUUAUCUAUUACGAUGAAUGUAUCUUUAACUUGUGGAAAAUUUCACCAGGUACUAUGUGGCGGUUAAUUUUUUUCUCUUGGGAUGGAGUUUGGUCAUAAUCUGUCUAGUAUAGUUAACAAAUUGAGCUUUGAACUAUAAGUUUCUGAUAUGAUGCCAAACAUAGCAAAGUCUUAAAAGAAAAUCAAAAAGAAUCUGGAGGUUCAUUGUCGAGCACAAAUCUAUCAUAAAGUGUAAAAUGGAUGCGAACUGCACCACGGGUGAGCAGGCUUCCUCCAUGUUUCCAGAGCCGAUCUUUACUACGCCAAAUAAUUUUGCUCCGACAGUUGUAAGACAUUCCUUACACCAAAGUUAAGGCGUUUGUUACAGGCCUGUCUAUAUUCUUUAAGGCGAUAAAGGAGUUCCUGGUCAUCCGGGACCUAAAGGUGAACCUGGUCAGUCCAUAUCUGCUCCAAACGUUCAUGUAUCUCCUGCAUCACUUACAAUCACCGAGAACCAGACCGCCACGUUUAACUGUCUAACUGAUGGCAAUCCAAAACCCAGAGUAACUUGGAGAAAAAUGAGUGGUGCAGGACAAGUCAAUAUGAACGGUCACGAUAAUAAGUUGCAGAUCAAGAAUGCUGCUCAUAAUGACUCAGGAAGCUAUGUUUGCAUGGCCACGAGUGUCUUUGGAAGGGCUCAGAAGUCAGUAAAACUUACCGUUGAAGGUGAUGCUAAUAAUAGAAAUACUGGUGUCGUGCGUCGUUAAUAAGGAAGCAGUCAUACAGUCUAUUGGUGACGACCAAUUCCUUCUCCUUUCUCCCUGAAAACUGCGGCCUCCCCCUCAAAAUUUUUCAGCCUCCCCUUUGACUAGUUCGUUACAAGCAGUUUAUAUUAUCAAUUCAUAAUGUCAGUUUCCUUUUUAAAUCUAGCUCCUCCACGAUUCAUCCAUACUCCUGAGAGGCUAACCAUAGUCCCUGCGAACUCAGUCGCUUCUAUUCGUUGCGGAGCUUUUGGUUUUCCACCACCAACGAUAGUUUGGUCGAGAGAAUUUGUCCCAUUACCGCAAGGCCGGACCACCAUUACAAAGAAUGGUACCCUUAUUAUCGCCAACUUUGGUCCUCUAGACAGUGGUACGUAUCAGUGUAAAGCCGGAAACAAGCUUGGAUCUGUUAGUGUGCUAACAACCUUGGAUUAUGAUAAACAAGGUCAGGAAAAAUAAGUUUUAAUUUUAGUUUAAAAACUUUCACUAUUUCAAGUAUGGUCUAUAUUCAACAGGAAUUGAAUGAAGUUAUUUAAAUUCUAUUUGUUCCAAGUGCCUACUAUAUGACUUACAGUAUGCAGGUGAGUCAGUACGAAUUCGAGAACCAAGAGGAAGGUCGGUGAAGGUCCGAAUCCACAGGACCUCACACUCACUAAGGUUUUAUACCCUCUCAGUGAUGUAAGGAACAUUUCAAACUUGUUACCCAUACAGUAAACUUUAACACAUCUGUUCAAAUUUAAAAGAUCCUUGUUGAACACGCCUUUGUUUACACUUCUGUUACCACCUCUGCUUUUGUUUACAUACAGGCAACUAUGGGUAGCAUAGCGAUCCCCUGAAGUUUUUCUGAUAAUAAGUAUUUCAAGGUAUAUUUCACCGCCUAUGACUGACUAAGUUAAAAAAAAAUGACACUGAAAAGCGUUCUUCACUCGUAUACUUCAAAAUUGUGCUGCUAAAAAUUCAUAAGACUAAAGAAAAACCACGAGGAAUUUUUUUUUCUUAAUUUCCAAUAUAAUUUGUAUGCAAUAGUAGUUGAUUGCUGGCCAGGGAAAAUUUUCACUCCUAUAAAAAUUAUUUAUAUCUGCAAAGUUUACAGACUUUCUUUUGAUAAUGAAGAUGAGGAUAAAAAAAUGCUUAUUGAAGAAAUGCUUUUAAGGGAUCAGCUGGUGCUGACUCCAAAAAUAUUUAAAUUUUGGUAUUGGUUUUGGUACUGAGCGAACGCUUCAGAGAGCGCUCCGUAUAAAAAUUGAAGUUCUGAGUUAAAAAAAAAAAUUGCUAUUACACUAUUGCGCCCAUUAUGCAAACAUCGCAGACAAGGAUAAAAAUAAAGUUUAAACACUUCGAAAGGAAAAUGACCCCUUGAAAAAAAUAUAUCAAAGAUAUCAAAAGCAGAGUUUGAAUCCAUCAAGAACAAGAUGGCGGAACUGAAUGAAUGCCAAACCAUGUAGCGUCUGUGGUCUUGCCGGUCGUGAGAGAUGUGCAAUUUCUUAGUGAUAGUUAUGAUACUUUAGUCCAAUCCAAAACUAUCAUUGGGGGACGCUUUGCUAGUUUUCCUCGAAGGUUGGAUUUGUUAGCAUCAAAUGUUGGCAAGAUAAGCAAGGCUGUCGACGAAAUGCCGCAUUACAACUUAUCAAUACAACUUCUAGAUUGUUGGGGUACCCCAAGUCAAAGAGGAGGAACCUGCGCAAGAUACCGCAAAAUUCUGUUGAAAGCUAUUUUCUGGCCUCGGAGUCGAUGUCUUGGCCACGGACAUCGACAUUGCUCACAGGGUUCCACUGCGUAAUGCCACUUUUAACAAAAGACAUCCAAACCCAUUCAUUUGCAAAUUUACAGGAAGGAUGGAUCGGGAUGAAGUGUUAGCUUCAAGAGGCUGCCCAACUCACUACUGAGCUCCCGGGGCUUUCUUCUUCAACUGUUAUCGAACGAGUCACGAUUUAUAGUCACCUAACGCCCAGCUAACAGCAUUUGUUACAGGCCGCGAAAGACCACCAGAGCGCACAUAACUACGAGUGGUAAUGGGCGAAGGGAGAUAAUCAUGGGUGAUUUAAAUAUUGACCUUCUUGAGUGCGCAUCAUCCUCUCAUAGUCACGACUUUUUGUUGUCCCUAAAAAGCUGUUAUCUCAUUCCGACAAUUGACAAACCAACUCGUCUUCGUUCUUCCUCUGCCACCCUUAUUAAAAACAUCUUAAUUAACAAACCUGAUCAAAUCGUAGCUUGUGAAUACAUUAUUUCUGACACAGAAGGAAAAAAACAUUAAAUAAUAUUCUUACAGUACAGAAACACAAGGUUCAGAGUUGGAAAAUGAUUUGCUACCUUAUAUGAAUAACUCUAAAUGCAGCCAUAGGAUUUCAACAAUUUUGGGUGUCUUCUAGCACUGUCCCAUCUGGUGCCUUCAUAUCCUGUGUUCCCACUUUUUCUCUGGUCCUCUGAUCCCACUGGUCCUCUGAUCCCACUGAUCCUCUGGUCCUCUGUACCCACUGGUCCUCUUUGUCCACUGGUCAUCUGGUCCUCUGUUCCCACUGUUCCUCUGGUCCUCUGUACCCACUGGUCCUUUGGUCCUCUGUACCCACUGGUCCUCUGUACCCACUGGUCCUCUGUUCUCACUGUUCCUCUGGUUCUCUGUGCCCACUGUUCCACUGGUCCUCUGUUCCCACUAUUCCUCUGUUCCCACUGUUCCUCUGGUCCUCUGUACUCACUGGUCCGCUGUGCCCACUGUUCACUGAUCCUCUGUACCCACUCACUUUACUCUUCGAUAAAGAUUCUUCCUCUAUUCCCACUGUUCCUCUGGUCCUCUGUACUCACCGGUCCGCUGUGCCCACUGUUCACUGAUCCCCUGUACCCACUCACUUUACCCUUCGAUAAAGACUAUUGCUCUGUUCCCACUGUUCCUCUGGUCCUCUGUACUCACUGGUCCGCUGUGCCCACUGUUCACUGAUCCUCUGUACCCACUCACUUUACCCUUCUGCUAUAUCUAUCAGUUAAUUAUUAGUUAUUUCAGAACCCGGUAUAUGAGAGACUACCCAAUAACUCAGUUAUUGAAAUACGCGUUCACUGUUAUUAGCAGUAUCUCGUUGAAAUUAUAAAUCUGUCUAUCUCAACUUGAGUAUAUCCAAAUAAAUAAAGGGGGUAAGUUUCUAUAGAAACUGUGGUGCUGCGUCGGUGGGAGUGUAUAACAGGUAAUUUAGUGUUAAAAACUGAAUUGAAAACGUUUAUUGGCCACCGUAAAGAGUUUAAAGAAUUCCUAGUUAUCUCACAAUUUGCAUAUAUCCACAAAAGCCAUGUAGCAAUCAAAAUUAGUCAAACCAGGCUAUUAUCCUGAUCUCUAAAUUACGAUAUUUUGUGCCGAAAACAUUUUUGUUCUUUCUCUUAUUACGCCAUAUCUAACUUACGAUCUGAUUCCUUAGGGCCGAGCAUGUAACUUGUACCUUGACAAGCUUCUUAAGCUCCAAACACGUGCUCUCCGUUUUAUUUUUUUUCUGAUGGUAACCAGCAUGCUAUUCCUCUACUUACUGAUGCCGGAAUUUUACUGUUACAGUUCUCCUACUAUGAACUUGCAGCUAAUUUGAUGUUUGACAUCAGACAUAAAAAUGCACCUUGCAGCAUUCAAGAACUCCUCCAAGAUAUUUCUGAGAUCCUUUCUUAUAAUACCUGAUCUUCUGUGCUUCUAACAACUUCAUAGACAAAGCUCUAGACUAUCAGUUCGACUACAUUCUUUCUCCAGAACUGAAACAAAAGUUUGCGAUGAGAUGCCCUUAUGAUUGAGAAAUCUUUCAAAAAACGAUUUCAGAAAGACAAUAAAAAGAUAACUCUUCGACAUUCUCACUUUAGAAGACUCUAAAAUCGACCCUCAACAAAUCAUUCAAAAGCUCAAUUUUUUCUGAAAUGUUAUAACUAAUUCUAGCGUGUUUUUUUAGCUGCCAACAUGUUAUAUCCUUAGUUAGUCCUAUAUGUUAUUGUAAAUUUACCUAUUCUGUCACAAUAAAUCUGUCCUAUUAACAAAAUGAUUAGAUUAUAAGUAAUUUUUGAACGCUUAUGCAAUAUUUUUUACGUCUAACAUGCGACCCACCUAAAAUAGCAGGCAAGCUAACUGUGGGCGUAUGAAAAAUAGUAAAAACAAAUCCAAAUAUAUUUAAUUUUUUUUUUUGGUAUUUAUUUACCAAAUUCUCCAAACCAACAUCAUAAGAAUUGUGUGGCAGAGAGUAAGGAGAAUUACUAAUGAGAUCUUAGGAGUGAAAGGGUUAAGAUUGCACUACAAAGGUAAAAAAGUGACUAUUUCAUGAUAAGUUUCCCAAAAUUUUUUUCAGAAUGGAGUUACUGUUUUUCAUUUCUAGAUAUUGAUGAAUGCGCUAAGGGACUACACACUUGUGACAUCCAUGCCUAUUGUAACAAUAUGAAUGUAUGUAACAUACACCAUGGUAUGUUGUAAGCCAACAUACCAUGGUGACGGAGAAAUUUGCAUACUGGGUAACUACCAUUGACAAGCUUUGAAAAUGAAAGGCAUGUUGUCGCUUUGUCCGAUCAACGAUAGUCUUCGUAUUGACAGCUACCUGUUUAGAAACAAAUUCACUACAUUUUUGAUACUGAAAUUUUUUUAAAAGAGUCAUAAAUAAAUAAGGGGAUUGUUAGCUGAUUCAAUAUCAAAUUCUUGGAACUAACAUUAUAAGAAAUGUAUGGCAGAGAGGAAAGAGAAUUACCAAUGUGAUCUUUGGAAAGAAAUGGUUAGAAGAAAAACAUCGCCAGCAUUAGAGUCAAACAUGGGUUAAAUUGUCAAUUAUGUUACGAAAUUUCAUUCACUGAGACUUUGAUGAUGGAUCAUGGGGUUGUGUCUUCAAUUUCCCCCUCCCUUAUCUGAUGUCAGUAAUUCUAUAAAAAGUACCACGUGUACAAGCCACACUAGAAGCAAAUGUUAUCAGAUUAUGGUCCCUCAGUCAUGGAAUACUGUGAUAGACACAGAGUGUAAAUUGGUGAAGAUAAAAGUCGAGAGAUCAUCAUAUGAUUCUUCUUGCAGGGGCUAAAAACUGCGCAGAGCUUUAUAACGCUGGAGUAAGAAGCAAUGGCGUUUAUUUAAUCGACCCUGAUGGCUCAGGUGACUUUCAUGUUUAUUGUGACCAAACAACCUCUGGCGGGGGUUGGACUGUGUUCCAGAAGAGGUUGGACGGCUCUCUUGACUUUUAUCGCACCUGGUACAGUUACAAAUAUGGCUUUGGUAACACAACUAGCGAGUUUUGGCUCGGAUUGGAGUCAAUACACCGCCUGACUAACAGCGAGGGAUACAAGCUUCGUAUUGAUUUGGAGGAUUUUUCUGGGAAUACUGUUUAUGCUGAGUACACUUGGUUUAAAGUUGAGAGCGAGGGAUCUAAUUACACUUUAAGAUUCGGAAGCUACUCAGGUAAACUUGCUCCCGGAAACCGGGAGGAUUUUGGUUGUGUCACGAUGAACCCUCAUUGGCACUUAAUAAGCAGUCAGCCAGUCCCCCUUUUAAUAAAACUCUGUUUUGGCGACGACUGGAAGCCAUAUGUUUCUUUCAAUUAUGCUCUAACCCCACUUGCUGUGAUACAUGAUCAUUGCUGCCUCAGUUCUCCUUGUCUCAUUUCUAAAAUCGUCACAUCGAAAUAGUUAAAGAAUUGUAUAAAUGCAAACUCGUGUUCUCUCUUUUCCUUGAGGGGAGGGGGUGGGGAGGGAGGGAGAGAGAGAGAUAAUGAUAAUAAGAUAAAUAGAUAAAUAUAGAUAAAAGCAAUAAGUGAUACUUUUUGAAACCUGAAGGGUUCUCUUUAAUUAUUAUAAUGACAAUAAACAGCUACAAAUUGAUAAACUUGUGGCCCUCUAAAUUAGAAACUAAACAUGAUGAAUAAAAAAAACAGUGUUUCAAACCCCAGUUGACAGGAAGACAGACCAGAAUUGAACUUGAGGCAAUGAGAAGAAACCCAGUGAGUAGCAGAGUGACGAGUUUGACCCGGGAACAUCGGAUUACAAAUCCAGUAUCCUAACUAUUCGGCCCCAAUGCCUCCUCUUGACUUGCUAUCGAUUGAAUGACUAUUUCAUAAACCCUUUAACAAGUGCUAACAGCGUAAUCACGAUCUUUCGAUGAUAAUAAUUUUGAUUUGAUCAUACAUUUCAGGGAAUGCCGGAGACUCGUUUUCGUUUCACAAGGGUCGAUCCUUUACAACAAGAGACCGAGACAAUGACUUAAGGAGAGGACUGAACUGUGGUGAGCUUUGUAAAGGGGGCUGGUGGUACAACGACUGUUGGCAUAGCAAUCUAAAUGGUUAUUAUCACCGGGGAACCUACCCAAGAGAAAACGGCUGGUACAAUGGCGUUGGCUGGUAUAAGUGGAAGGGACAUAAUUACUCACUUAAGAGAACUGAAAUGAAGAUACGACCAGUAGGCUUUUAGUUGUCCGUUGUGGCCUCCAAGUUUUUCGAGCUAUUUUUGUCGUGAUUAUGGUUUGGAAAAAAUAUUCGAUAAUACGCAGUGAUUUUGGUUUUCGGGAACAAUGAAAUUUAUCUGAUUCUCCCCUUCCCCCCCUCCCAAGGCUCUUUAGUAUUUCUUAUAAUCCCCUUCAUUGGAAGUCAAUGUUCUGUAGUUCCCCCCCUUUAUAAUCUGUCAGUUAAGAUUGACCCCUUCCCCUUCCGUUCCUUGAAAAAUCUCCCCAAAGUUCAUCCUUUUCAAGAAAAUUGACUUAUAACAGGGCCUCCUUAUUGGUCAGUUAGACCAGAGAGGCCUGGUUACUUGUCACCAAAAAACCUUUUGUUGUCCAUAAGAAUGUAAAUGAUGUAGUAAGAUCUGCCCAACAUUGUAGAGUAAUUUUCUGAUUUACUGCAUUUGCUCUAAGACAAGACACAUACCAGGCAAAGAUUUUAACCCUUCCAAACUGACACAUUGUAGAUAGGGAAAUUUCUUACAGUUAACUUUUUCUUACGAUCAACUAUAAAAACUUGUCAAUUUUUACCCCUAACAGCUGAUUUGUUUUGCCGUUUUACAGCCAGUAACCCCAUUAUACUGAUGCCCUCAUAUUAGCAUUGCUACUGCUUGGUAUAUAAUAACAAGGGCGUAGCCAGGGGGGUGCCCGUGACCCUUCCCUCCUUUGUGAGCCUUUUUUCUAAGCUAACAACCUUAACUAUUCAAGUGGCGAAAAGCUGGCGAGAACCCUCUGUUGACACAGCGUGAUUCCUGGCUAUACCCCUGUAUGAUAGUAACUGCUAAACUGCAAAUCUGUAAAAGUCACCUUUAUUGAAAACGUGUACAGUUCAGAUUAAGUAUUACAUUAACGUCCAGGGUCAUGAAAUAGACUGAUAAACGUUUUCAGUUUCCUAUCGCUUUUUGAUGCAGUGUACCUAUUUAUCCAACUUUACUUGGCCCUGUCUGCGUUGAUAUAGGUACGUACAUUGGUGUCAGUCUCAUCAUAUUUUGUGUAAAAUUAUGUUACGUAUUAGCAUUGUAGCUGUUUUGGUAAAUUAAAAUAGUAGCUGAUACCGACGUAAAUUCUUGAAAGUUAUGUCUAUCCGGCGAGAUAUCAAUGAACUGUAAAUAACAGGCUCUAAAGCGAAUAAAGUUUGAGGGAUGUAAAUGAAUGACCUUGUCGUUCUCUUUGGCGCUUGCUUGCUUAUUAGAACAAUCUAACUGACAACCCUUCAUAUUGCGUUUCCUCUCUUGCAAACCCGAUUUUUCCCAUAUGGCACAACCAAUUUAUCGUCAUCAUCACGAUCAAUUCUUUCAAGAAUGACUUCGAAAGCACCUCCUUCUUGUGAAGCAGAACCUUCAGCAGUUAAUUCCGAGUGUCCAGUCGCCUGGUGCCUAGUUUCCAAGUGUCCAAUCUAUGCUGAGGACAAGACAUGGCGAGAGAGAUCAGACUAAUUUGAAUUUUGUCAGCUGAUUCUGGCAAUUCGGCAGGCACUUUAAGCAAAGUCAUUUAAUUUGAUUUUUACUUGCUUCUCGUUGCUUUGAUAAUUUGCGUCCUUCGUCAGAAGUUUUCAUAGUAGUCUCGUCUCGCUUAGUUAAAUAUUGGGGGUGUAAUAGGGGCGGGGCUGACACGAGCUCUCCCCAGCUCCCGUCGGACUUCUAAUAAUCUUUCCAGUCUACCGCCAAAAGAACAACAAGAUGGCGUCUGAAAUGUUAGUACUUCAGAACUUUAUCGGAGGAAAAUUCGUACCUUGCACAAAUCACAUUGACAGCUACGACCCAUCAACGGGAAGGGUGCACUGUAAGGUUCCAGACAGCACUGAAAAAGAAGUCGAUUUAGCCGUUAAGGCAGCAAAUGAAGCGUUUGAAAGGUAAUGUGUGUUCUGUAAACAUAAUUGAUCGCCCAGAGUUGGGGUUGAGUGAGGCAUGCUGGUUGUACUUGUGGCUAUCAAGAUUCUCUAUCUCCGUUAAGGGAAUGCAUUGUUUUCCUAAUUUAGUCUUUAAAAAAAACUGAUCCUGAAAUCACGAAUUGACUCUAUCAUGAUCGAUGUUUAAUGAAGUUGCGAAAUCUCUAUGUUGUACAUAUGAGGUGCUAUCAUUGGGAAAUAUAUAUAAUGAUUGUACACAUGAGGUGCAAUCAUUGGGAAAUAUGUAUAAUAAUGUAUGGCGUGAUUUCUUUCAUUAUGUAUAAAGUACAUACAGAGUAGUCAGUGGCUUAAAAUCUCACAGUUUAUAGACUACGAUAAUCACAUUACGCCGUUGUCUAAGUAACUAUAACUAUAAAGCACGUAGAGGGUUUUGGGAUCGGAAAAUGAAUGAUUCGUAGUAGUGCUCUAAAGGUAGUGCAGACCAACUAUAGCCUUUCUGAUGUUUUCCUUAUUUCCUAAGGCCAUCUUAUCUCAAUGAAUGCACAGCUGACUUUCAACGCGUUAGUUUAAAUAUUAUAGAAAAAAGAAACUCCCCCUUCAACAUGUAUGCCUCAUUGCCAACAAACGUGUCACUGUGCACUAAAAGAACAUGAAGCAUGCUCUUCAAAUUGAAUAUGAUAAUAGAAAUUUACUUGCCAGGUUUUAUGUGUAGUUACACCUGGAAAUUUCCCUUUCUCUCUGAUUCUUUGUUUCUCUGUCUGCAUGUUUGUCUGUCUGUCUGUCUGUCUGUCUGUCUGUGUCUUUCUGUCUCUCUGUCUGUAUUUCUAUCCGUCUGUAUAUCUGUCUUUAUGUCUGUCUCCCUGUUUGUGCUUGCAUAUUGUUUUCCAGGUUUUGAUUAAGAGAUGCUGCUACAAAAGAAUUGUUAUUUAAAGUAUCGAGGGAAUCAUUUCCAAUUCUGAAAAAAAGAUUCAGGCCAUUGAGAUUAAGCUAGAAAUUUUUUUUUAGAAUAGCUAAAGAAAGCUUUAAUAUCAGUUGCCCGGUGAACUCUUUGGUUUGUUUGACUUCAAGUAGGAAUGCUGAGUAUUUAUUUUCUUUGUAGCUGGUCUGUAACCACACCAGAAUAUAGGGCAGGUAUAAUGAGAAAGAUUGCUGAUCUCAUUGAGGCCCAAUUGGAUGAAUUUGCUGAGGCAGAAUCAAAAGACCAGGGGAAGCCAGUGUUGCUGGCUAAGACAAUCGACAUUCCACGUGCCUGCCAUAACUUUAGAUUCUUUGCCUCUACAAUUAUACGUUCCUCAGUGGAAAACCAGUAAGUACUUGACUUACACAUUUUCUUAAUCCUUCAACUCCCAAAAGUGAUUAACAUGUAACUUCUCCCUAUAAUAUCCAUACAUUAUCCAGCAGGUAGAUAUUGUUAUCUUGAUCCAACACUAAAUUCUUGUUACUAAUUUACAAGGAAAUGUGUAGCAGCUAGAGGGGAGAAUUAACAUUCAGAUCUUGGGAGUUAAAGGGUUAAAUAAAUUUGAUCCCCACCUUAAGUACUAUUAAUAAUACUACUACAUAACAUCAAUAAACUGAGUAAAUGAAUCAAUCUCUCCGUUAGUUAGUUAGUUAGCAUGAAUUUUCAAAUUGGUUACAUGUAGAUAGCAAAAUUCUCAGCUGUCAGCCAACCUUUGCUUUUUUGCCAUUUAUCCAAUUUUUUUGUGUAGUUUUUGUCAGCUUCCUGCUUUAUCCCAUGAUAAAUGCCUAUUAGCUGCUGAAAGGGAUUAAUUUACCGGUCACUGAAACUGAGAACAAGUGCACAAGCAAGAAAUCCUCUCUUGAAUGUUUUUAGUGGCACAACCAAUCUGACCAUAAUUUUUUAAUAAACAAGUUAAAUUUAUUUUCACUUUAAUAGAACCAGUGUUCUAGAAAAUGUAGGUGCACUGAAUUACACUAUCCAAAGUCCAAUUGGUGUGGCUGGAUUGAUCUCCCCUUGGAAUUUGCCUGUUUAUCUUCUGACUUUCAAGAUUGCUCCCGCAAUUGCUGCUGGAAAUACUGUUGUUUGCAAACCAAGUGAAAUGACAUCUGUCACAGCAUGGAUGAUGGCCAAGGUGCUUAAUGAAGCAGGUAGAAAAAGUAAUAUUUCAGUUAAUUCUUUCACUCCAAGGAGUGACCCAGGCAAGAUUUCUUCUUACAAUAUCAAUAUAGAAUCAAGUAGACCAGUAAUGAGAAUAAAUGAAUAUAUCAGCGAGGGGAUUAUUAUUUUGAUCCAAGACCAAACUCUUUGAACUAACUUUAAGGGAAAUGUCUGGCAGACAUUAGGGAGAAUAAGCACUUGGGUGUCAUAACUGGAAAGAAACCUUUUGUAUUCUGAAGUAAUGUUGUGCUUGUUAUUUACACUGUUACUAUAACAAUCAUGCUCAGAAGGUAAUUACCCAAAUUUUAUAACUUGGCAGUUGUACAGUCAUGUUUCUCAUAAACAUCACUUUUUCAUUGUGUUUAAAUAUUAAGUAGGGGACUACAAGUUGAUCCAAUACCAAUUUCUCCAAACCAACAUCAUAAGAAUUUUAUGGCAGACAGUAAGGAAAAUUACUACUAAGAUCUUGGGAGGGAAAGGGUUAAUAAUUUAGUUAACCUUUACUUUGCCUUUUGAUUGGUGUUGAAAACUUGUGCUAUCCUUUCAACCAAUGGGUUGCAAAAUGCAAGCCAAUUGCAACAUGGUUGAAUCAAUGUUUCAGGUAGUUGCAGCUGUAGUUUGUUUGACUUUGAGUUACUGUAUUCCCAAUAUUAGAGCCCCCUUUCAUAAUUUUCUUUGUCCUGAUUUGCAUCUCUUCGAUAUACAAUCAAAAUCCCCCCUCUAAUGUGUCAUGUCUCGGUCAAUGUCUGUAGGUCUGCCUCCUGGUGUUGUUAACUUUGUGAUGGGCACUGGACCCAAGGCAGGCACUGCCAUUGUUAGACACCCUGAUGUUCCUGUGAUUUCAUUUACUGGUUCAACUGUCACAGGUCAAGUUAUCACAGAAAUGACAGCUCCUUUUUACAAGAAAACUUCAUUGGAAGUGAGUGCUGUUUUAAAUACCUAAUGAGCUUUGCAACUGUUCAGAGCAUGUUUCAGGCAAGUUUAAUUCUUUUUUGCCCUUAGAUUAAUAUCCAUAUUCUUCAUGAUUUUUCAAAAUAAAUUUUUUCCAGCUCGGAGGGAAGAAUGUUGCAAUUAUUUUUGAUGAUGCAGACUUAGAGAGAUCCAUAGCAACGACUGUCAGGUGUGUGUGGUAAUUUAUCUGUCUAGUGUAGUUUGUAAAAUUACUCUUUUUAUUAGAAAAUUUUAUGUGUUAAUGUACAUCGAAAACAUUUCGUAGCUAGGAAAAAUAGAGUGUGAAGGAUUUCAUUCAAAGUUUGCAGGCCAGCGAAGUUUUGCAGCUCUCCAAAGUUUACAGAAAAAUGAGGCUCCACAUUAACUCUCACAGCACCUUGUAAAACACUCUCAUCACCAAACAGUACAUGUUCUUCUCCAUGUUUUUUUUUCUUUUUUUGUUCAGUGUGCCUUUGUAUAUAAACUGGUGGUUGUUAAGAGUUUGAUUACGUUUUAAGAGAAGACGUAUCCCUAAAAAUUUCAAGCUUACAGUAUACCGUAUGUGUUACAUGAAUCCAUUGAAUCAAACUUAUUUUUGUGAACAAAUUUGUUUGUCAAGUUACUUAGAAAUAGUGUUAAGUUUUAUAUUUGUUUUAGGGAGAAGUUUUUCCCCUAAGAUAAGGAGCUAUAUGCAUGCAAAUAUCUUAUGGUGAAAUAUGAAUUCACUUUAAAUUUGUAUUUCAGGUCCAGUUUUGCCAAUCAAGGAGAGAUCUGUCUGUGCGCCAGUAGAGUUUAUGUACAAAAAGGAAUUUAUGACCAGUUUUUGGAGGGUUUUGUGGAAAGAACUGGGUAGAGCAUUUCACCAUUUUAGAUUAUGAUAGAGAAAUAAAUAUUUCUGAUGAGUAUAAACUUUUCCCACUUUAAAGAGGAGGUCCACUGUAUGAAAACGGAUUGAGCUUAGGAGGGUUUGGAAUUUGUAUAAUUUAUCAGUUGUGUGUAAGGAGAAGUAAGGCUUGCUCUCUGAAGAGGAGGAAGGGGGGGGGGUGGAUGGGUGAUUGUUUUUUUGGGGGGGAAGGGGAGGAGAGGGGAAAGGAGGAUUUGCUGUAAACAGGUGUGAGUGAGACUUUAGACCCAUAGACUUAGAGCCUUAAGCGACUCACCAAUAAUUCUAGAGAUUUAGUGAAUUUUCUUUUUCUUGUCUCUUGUUAACUCGUGAAUUGCGCGCAUGCACAAGAGCGAGAUGUAGAUAUGAUGUGAGAAUGGCACUCGCUCGCUCACUCGCUCGAUUGGUCGAUUCCUGUAAACGUUUUUUCGAUUUUAGGCUUUUGAGUGCAUUUGACAGUUUUUGGCGAGCAAUAAACAAACGAAAAGGCGACCUUUGUUGCUAAGAAUGGUAGUGGGGUGAAAAAGAAGCCAAUGAUAAUCUUAAAAGAGUUUUUUUUUUUCGUUUUAGUUUCAACAAGCGGCGCCAGCGACUGGCAGGCAUGCAAGGAUUCACACUGAAAUAACAGAACAACCUUCGUUUUUCACAAAAUUGUAAUUUACAAUCCUUGAACUUGAAAACAAUCCGAAGAUUCAUUGAAAAUAUCACUUACUGCGAAGCUCUCGGAGUUUACAAAUGUUUAAAAGCUUCUUCUGUUAUGGCGUGAGAUUGAGGACAAAAUCGAUCAUUACGUUUAGUAUCGUGUGUUUUUCCUGUGUGAAGCAACAGAAGAUGCCGGCGACUGACGAAAUUACAAGUUAACACGAAAAUCAAAUAACACCUAAACAAACAGUUUUAGCUACCGAUUUUCAGUUUAUUCUUAAAGAACAAUUUUCUUUUAAGUUUCAAGAAAAUUUGAAGAUUCAAAAUAAAUAUUACGUACUAAAAUGCAAAAGUUAUACACCACAAAAUUGAUAAAUAGGCCUGAAAUGAAUUUCUAUCUUGUUCUUGCCUAGCACGUGACUAAAAUAUACUCAGGCGGAGAUCCAAAAUGACGGUGGCAUUCUUGGCUUAGUUAUAUCACUCAAAACUCGUUCCCGUUUGUCUUAUUUGACAAAGAGGGAAUCGUUAAUGUUUUCAUUAAGACAGUAUUGCCUUGAUUUUCUAAUAUUUACAAUGAUAGACAGUAAAUUUCACUUUUCACCUACAUUUACUUCCAAACUUUUCUUUUGAACCAGAAACAAAAAUGAUAUACGUUUAAAACACAUGACAUCAUUCACCCUUGUCAAAUGUAAUAGCAUGAUCAUUUCAGUUGUAAUGCCUUCUUAUCCCAACGUUACUUUGUUUAUUUGCUACAUUAGCGAACACUGAACUACUGCUCGUACUCUAGAUAUGACAAUCAACCACAAAAUUCCCUAAACCAGAUAACAUUAAACAUAAUCCAAAAAAAUCAUGUGUCAACUCACGAGUUUGCUCACAGAGCACUUUGAUUUUUAUAUCAGGCAACUCAAGGUUGGUUCUCCAAAAGAUUCAACAACCAACGUCGGAGCUUUGGUAAGCAAGGAACACUUGGCUAAGGUACGUUUUUGGAAAUUUAUUCAUAAGAUUCGACUAUACUGGUGUUUACGUUAUCAUAUUUAGUUGCUAUCAUCAUCAUGCGGUGUUAUCGAUGUAGUUAUAUCGUUAGCGUUAUCGGCAUCGAAAGCGUCGUUGUAAGCGUUAUCGUUAGUUUUAUCGUUAACGGUUUAUCGUUAUCAUAACCAGGAGCAACUGCACAAUAGAGGGUCACUUUUUAACACUUUAAAGCCUAAGAGUGACUGGCAUCUAAUUUCUCCUCGCCAUAUCAUCCCUGAAUCAAACAUUAAGGUCAUGAGAAUAAAGGAAAUGAUCAACAAAUAAAGAAGCUCUUGAUUGUUAGACAAACUCUCCUUGUCAGCACCUUAGGAAAUAUUUAGAGAACAGUAUGGAGAAUAUGCCUACUGAUGUCAGGGUGUAAAGGGUUAAGGAGCAUAUCUCGUAGCUCGUUUGGCUCUGCAUUUUUUAUAUGCACGUGAAGUGUUAGGGUAUUUUUGUAGUGCAGGGUAAUUUAGGAAUAUCAACUGCGUUGAUAACGUAAAUUAGCCACCGUAAAGAGUUCCAAAGCUGACGUUUCUAGCGUCAACCAUUCGCUCUGAUGAAGGGCUAACGCUCGAAACGUCAGCUUCGAAACUCUUUACGGUGGCUAAUUUACAUAAUCAACUCAGUUGAUUAUACUAAAUUCCCCUGUUAUACUCUUCCACCGAGGUAGCACCACAGUUACUUUAGAAAUUUGCUCCCUUUAUUUUUUUGUAAUCGCUCGUUUAGCUCGGUAGUAGAGCAAACGAACCCCUGGAGCUGGUUAGUUUGGUUGAUGAUGGCCUUGUAUUCUGUAGUUUAGCCCAUUAUCGUUAUAUCGGUAGUCAUUGAUAUCAGUAUCAUUGUCGUAAUCGGUAGCGUUAUCAAUUUCGUCAUUGGUAUUCGUAUCAGUAACGGUAACGUUAUCAGUAGCUUUUUCGAUAGCGUUCUCGUUAUUGCAAAAAAAUGGGGAAAUAAAAAUUUAUUGUAUCAAGGUUACAAAUUUAACACAAAUUUAUUUAUUUUAAUCUUAAAGUUCGUGGCAACUCGUACCGUCCCUUACAACAAAUCGAUAUCGGGUCUAAAGCGUGUCAUUUCCUCUCAAGGUCCUUGGAUAUGUGAAACUUGCCGUGAAUGAAGGUGACGAAAGUAGCCCGAAAAAAAAAAGUCAAGGCGCUCGAAGAAACAAAUACUAAAAAGAUCUGAAUUUCAGACUGUAAAAAAGCAGUAACGUUGAGAAAUUUUUAUUACUAAAGCGCUCUUUGUUUCCGACAACACCAUGAAGAUUCUUAAAGCGUUGUUCGUUCCUAAGAGGAAAGGGAAGCAUUCUCCGUUUUUAACAAAAAAAAUGAAGCGUUGUUCGUAAGCUUGGGAAACUCUUUCUUGUUUCUUAAAAUGCCAUGAAGACUUUGACUACACAGAAAUCGAUUGUAUGGUCAGAAUUGAAAUAUGUUUGAGUAACGACUCUAAAAGCUUUGUUCGUUUCUAACAACAGAGGGAAGCGUUGUUCGUUUCUAUAACAACAAAUGCACGGAUGCAGCGUAACAUACAAGUAAAGUUCCGACAUAGUUUGAUGCUACUCUGGUUUGCAGAUUUAAUGAAUGUAACCGAAGAAGUUACAGUUCAUAGACCCAACGUUUCGACACUCCUGUCUAGUGCCUUCAUCAGGGGUGAUCUAAACGCUGCAACAAGAGGUCCUUUUAUAUGAUCACUAAUUAGCGGCCUUUUUUCUGACGGGGUGUAAAUAGGCGUCAGGAAGCAAACCGCCAUCGUCACGAUUUAAAGGAGCGUGGGCGGAGUUAAUAUGCCAAGCCUCCAAACAAAGGCGCUGGUGGUAACGCCGAUUAGUGGUGAUAAUUUUAGAAUUAUCCCACCCAAUUGUAUGGUUGGUUAGGCAUGUAUGCUCCGAUAAAGCUGAAUUUUCCUUUUUGCAAAGAAAAACCGCUUUUUGGUGCUCUCUCAACCGUGUACCAAACUGACGUUUGGUCUGUCCGAUGUAUUCGUUGUCACAGUCAUUGCAAGGACGGUUCGUUGUUCUUUCGUGACAGGUGAAAACACCUGGUAAACAGAUGAAAACACCUGCUAAACGCAUGUCGAUUGUCGCGUUCGACAAGUCGGUAAAAGGUAAAGCGAGUAACAUACAAAUAAAAUUAACUUGUUGCCUUGCGUAAGGAAAGUGUGAUAUUUUUAAGAUAAUCAGUCUAUUGUUAUUCUUGUGACUUUUUUCACAGUAGUUGUCUGAUAGCAUCAUUUCCCUUAGGGUCAGAAUAAGCAAAAAUUAUGUGGUCGUGCUCUGUUUCCUCUGGCGGUCGCGUGUAUGCUUUGAUCCGAUCAAAGUAUAUAUGAAGAGGGUAAAGCUAGCUACAAUACGAAUUCGAACUGAUUAAAAUGAGCAUUCAUCCUUGCAUCGAGUGUGAUGAUGAAGUUAGACCACGUCAACAAGCCCUACAGUGCGACGAUUACGGUCGACCAUAUGGCCUUUCUGACCAUAUGAUCGAUUUAAAGCCUUCAUGGCUUUGUUAGAAACUAAGAAAAAGUUUUUCGAGCUUACGAAAUGUCCGUGAGUAAGAAACGAUUACAUACCAAACGAACAACGCUUCAUUUUUUUGUUAGAAACGGAGAACGCUUCCCUUUGUUGUUAGAAACGAACAACGCUUUUAGAAUUGUUACUCAAACAUAUUUCAAUUCCGAGCAUACGAUCGAUUUCUGUGUAGUUAAAGUCUUCAUGGUAUUGUUAGAAACCAAGAAAGAGUUUCUCAAGCUUACGCUGUAUUUUGUUGUUAGAAACGAACAAGGUUUCCCUUUGUUGUUAGGAACGAACAACGCUUUAAGAAUCUUCAUGGUGUUGUCGGAAACAAAGAACACUUAAGUGAUAAAAAAUUUCUCAACGUUAUUGUAUAUUUACAGUCUGAAAUUCUGAUCUUUUUAGUAUUUGUUUCUUCGGGCGACUUUACUUUUUUUUUCGGGCGACAUAAAUUUCGGACAACAUGACUCAGGUUUCGGGUGACAUGACUUCAGGCGAGAUAAAUCUCGGGCGACUUGACUGUAAACCAUUAAUAAUAGUAACAUUCAAUUAUAAUACGCCUCCUGGAUAAACAAAGUCUCUCUUUCUAAGGGGUCCUCUAGGAGAUUGCUCAGGGAAGUGCAUGGUGUCUGAUUUCACUGUUAACGCAGGUUUUCAAUUGAUACGAAACCUGCUUUUAAAACCGAUAAGCCAAUAGGAUUCUGAAGUGCCGUUUUAUACCCAUAGGGUGUUCUAUAUUUACUCAAAAGUGGAGAGGAAGUGAUAUAGUACUCAAAGGACCGGACUAGCCCAUCACUCGUACAAAGGAAAAUGAAGCUCAGACAUCGACGACUAUUCAGCACUAUUUUUCAUAUACUCGUGGUAAUAGUCUCCUCAGGAGAGACCUCGAAUG
Pocillopora meandrina is the source of this 19294-nucleotide messenger RNA. The record is from the annotation of a GenBank genome assembly. Lineage: Eukaryota; Metazoa; Cnidaria; Anthozoa; Scleractinia; Pocilloporidae.